UAUAAAAGCCUUCUACUUUCAUCAUUCUACACCAAUCAACAUAAUUUCUUCCUCACAGCAAGUCUUCGAGCAUCUCUACAAACAACAACAAAGCAUCAAGGCGCCAUGUUCUUCUGUUUCGACGACGGAUCUGGAACGAAAAAGGCUUCGACAAAUACACGUUCGGCUACCACCAUCUUGCCGAUGUUCUUUGCUUCGACUCUCUUCGUUUUCGUGCUGGUUGGACAGGUUAACAGUAAGGAGUGCAAUGGUCCUGUUGGAUUCUACGAUCACACUCUGAAGGAUUGUCAUGUCACGCUCGACAAAGAUUCCGUCGCUGUCGAAGCAGGAGACGUCUACAACCUUACAAGGUACACGAAUAAGUCGGGAUCCUGUGAUGUUGAAAUCAAGAAUGGAAGCAUUGUGCUCUACUACAAGAGGGAAAACGGAAAGAACAUAAAGGACGAGGGCUGCGUUGUGGAUCUGCUCACCAAGCUUCCGAAGAUGGUCAAGUUCAAGACUGGAGUGAGAAGUAAACCGGAUGACUGCCUAAAAAAUUGUUCAGGCCAUAUUUUUGAUGGUGCUAGUGCAAAUCUGUUACCUUCCAUUCGCCUACAGUUUAACAGAGAAGAAGAACGUCACGAAACUUAA
Messenger RNA from Meloidogyne enterolobii, 630 nucleotides. The record is from the annotation of a GenBank genome assembly. NCBI's taxonomy places the organism in Eukaryota, Metazoa, Nematoda, Chromadorea, Rhabditida, Meloidogynidae.